AUGGGAGGAAGGGCCGUGCCCCCGGAGGAACCUCUGCUCUCGACUUUCGAGGAGGGCUUUGGCUACAUCACCUCUGCUGCAGUCGGACGUUCGCUAAAUGAGUAUCAACUCGUCUGCAAACUGGGUUGGGCUGCCAACUCCUCCGUGUGGCUCGCGCUCGACCACUCGGCGGACACAAGGACAUUCGUUGCCUUGAAGAUCUUGACGUUGCAAGCCUCUGCAACAAUUGUCGGGGGUCAUUCACCAGAGAGAGAUGUAUUCCGGAAGAUCGAAUCUGCCAACCCCAACAGCCCCGGAUUCAAUCACUGCUUGGCUCUCAAACGUUUUUUUAUUGCCAACAGCGCGGCCGGCGGUCACAUAUGCUUUGUUACGGAGCCGUUGAGCUCGAGCGUGGCAAACUUUCGAGUGCCUGGGCAGGAUGGCUCGCCCUCCCAUUGUGAAGCGCAUCAUAGAACAGGUUCUUCUCGCUCUGGACUACCUUCAUCGUGA
Messenger RNA from Laccaria bicolor S238N-H82, 489 nucleotides. RefSeq lists its product as uncharacterized. Lineage: Eukaryota; Fungi; Basidiomycota; Agaricomycetes; Agaricales; Hydnangiaceae. The transcript has 3 exons. The coding region runs from base 1 to 489 and encodes 162 amino acids. The record is from RefSeq and is a predicted model, not a curated record.